Molecule: messenger RNA, 900 nt
Organism: Peniophora sp. CBMAI 1063
Lineage: Eukaryota; Fungi; Basidiomycota; Agaricomycetes; Russulales; Peniophoraceae
Source: the annotation of a GenBank genome assembly
AUGGUGGCACUUCCAGACUCCGAGCAGCAGCCUCCCACGCCCGUUCGCGUGCAGUUUGUCACGGAGACGAUCUUCGAAGGGCCAACUGCUACUCCGUCAAGCAGCUCAAAAGCGACGCAUGACACGCCCGUACCGAUCUCUGCUAUCGUAGGUGGUGCGGCUGCUGGUGUUGCUCUUGCUUUGGCGGUCGUGCUUGCGUGGACGUGGUGGGGCAGAUGCAUUCACCGCCGACAGGCUAAAGCGCGGAAAGAGAUGCGCGAGCUCCUUGCUGUACGCGAGAAUACGCGACGUAACGCAGGAGCGUAUCUCGUCCCCGCCAACGAGCGGUACAUGAGCCCUCCACCAAAGCGAUCCCGACACAAACGUAAGAUCCGGUUCGCGGGCACGCCGUCUCUCGACCAACAAAGCGUGCUGAGCGAGAAGAGCGAGAAGGAACCUUUGCGCUCUGCUUCCCCUGCGCCCGGUAUGGAUUCGGAGUACGAGAAGGCAUUGCCUAGCCCGCCUCUGCCUACGCUCGCAUCGUCACCCGAACCACCUUCGCCGCAACGCCACUUCCUCUCUCGCGUCCCACGUACACCAUGGGUCGCGCGGCCCGAGGCGAUCACCGAGAAGGUGCCGUCGAACGAGACAUGGGAAGACUCUUCAGCACCUCAAAUGUCGAGAACGAGCUCGACUGUGGCCGUGGAGACUGCUGGUGGGAACGGACGGCAGAUACGGCAUAUGCCUAGCGCGGUCAGUUCGGAUUCGGCGUAUUCGACACAGAGCGGAGAGCCGAGACGGCAGAGGGAGCGUGGGGUAUUGUGGGCGCUUAGGCAGCAGCUGGAUGUGAACCGGCUCAGUGCGUUCAGCAUUGGAUCGUUGUACUCUGUCGAUGAGAGGGAGAACGCGGAGGAGAGGUGA